This is a messenger RNA of Physcomitrium patens, 2362 nucleotides long. NCBI's taxonomy places the organism in Eukaryota, Viridiplantae, Streptophyta, Bryopsida, Funariales, Funariaceae. The record is from RefSeq and is a predicted model, not a curated record.
CCUAGUUGCUAUUCUGCUCCUGUUUCUGAGCCUCACUUUUUCGUGUUUUUGAUGACUAAGGAUGUCAUAUGGGGCUCAGUCUUUUGAUGACUAGGAGUAGGUUUUCUUAGGGUAUAGAGCUCCAAUGGCUCGGAAGUUUAGUGGGAUAUCGAGGUUCAAAUCGUGAGUUUAUUGAGUGUGUUGAGUGGUGAAAGCGUCGCAGACUGAUCGACGAGAACGUGAAUUUGUGAGAGCGGGUUGGAUUUGUGAAGUGUUGGGAGGAAGAGGGGUGCUGGGUUGUUUGUUGCUUGAACGUCACAUUGUUGGAUCGUCAUUGAAAAUGAAGCUGAGGUUGAGAAGCCGUAGCAAGAAGGGAUCUAGGAGCGCGGAGCAUGUUGUUGUUGUGGAUGCAGAUCCUGUUUCCGACUUCGUGAAAGAACUGACGGCCACAUUUGGGGUGUUUGAUAGAGAUUCCGAUGGGAGAAUCUCGAAGGGUGAGCUUGGGACGGUGUUGAGCGCUCUCGGGGACGAGCUCAACGACUCGGAGCUUGAUGAGUUGAUGAGUAGAGUGGACGGCGAUGGCGAUGGUUUCAUCGACCUACAGGAGUUUAUCGCUUUUCAUACUGAGAAGGGUUCUCCCGAAACCAGCCCAUCCCGCUCGGGCAGUGGCCGAUCGUGUAGCCAAGAGAACGAUAACCUGCAGUCUGCUUUUGAUGUUUUUGAUGCUGACAAAAAUGGCUUCAUCUCCGCCGAGGAGCUUCAAAGAGUUAUGAAGAGUCUUGGCGACUACAACACUUCCUUGGCGGAGUGUCGACAUAUGAUCAACUGUGUGGACAAAGACGGCGAUCACAUGGUGAACUUCUCAGAGUUUCAGUGCUUGAUGGCAGGCGCUGAUCUGUGUUGCAAUCACCGGCAGCGAGGGAUAAAAAGAGGGUCUUGUGUUGAGAACGUGUUGCUAGCCGAUCAAGAACGUAGAGAGAAUUCCCAUUGUAAGAGUCGCACCUUUCUCCAACAUGAAGCCAUCGGUGGCCCAUGUCCAGAGUUCUACAGCUACGGAAACGUCGACACCUGCUCUCACACACACAUACACACGACAUGCGGAAUGAGGCGGACAGCUCCCCAACCACACCUUCGGCGACCAAGCAAAGAAUGGGACUCACGAUGUGCUUCACCACAGCUACAGAGACGCAAUCUGGAUGGAACGGAUUCCCGUAUCGACGCAGAUGAGCAAGGAUCAGCCUUGAGCUCAUCAUGGGAGACGUUGAAUAUGGUUUUGAAGACCAGCGCUGGCCACAGCGACUACGUUUCCACACACUCCGUUCAACUCAGAAUGGAUAACGUGGGAGGAAAGACAGCUAGGAAUUUCGCAAGGGUAGCAUGUGCGGGACUUACACGCGGCACACACAUGAAACGAAAAUUGCCGAGUUGCGACACCGUCCUAACCGCGGAGGUUGUACGGAACACGGAGAUGCUGGAUUUUGUUCCACUCCACUGGCUGUGCUUCAGCUUGAUUUCAGUCAACUUGAUUGUUGAUUCCGGAUUCCGGUUGGGAACAAAAACCGUGUCAAAUGUCGGCGACUGUAUUAGGAGUUAUCUCGGUGGAUGUCCAGUGAGAAAUCCACUGUCGUGCUUCGAUUCGGUGCUCGAUCCUCCGAACUGCAGGGUGUCCACUUGCAUCAUGAACUGCAGGCCUCCUUUACGCAGGAACGGUUUCUUGGACGUCGAUCUCUCGAAAAUGAAGUUCAUUAGCUCCUUAAAAAAGCUUGGCUCCAAGGCCCGAUUCGGGAGCUCAUCCCGGUCGUCGUCCCCGAACGUAUCCAGGAGCUCGAGUCGCCGCAUGGAGCCAGCAACAGGCGCCGAUUCCCUUGCCCAGUCACUUGUUCAAGAAUUGACAGCCACAUUCAAGGUUUUCGACAAGGACAGCGAUGGCAAAAUCUCCAAAUCCGAGCUCGGAACUGUGUUGCGCUCACUGGGUGACGACCUCACCGACGAAGAACUCACUGAGGUGAUUCAGAAUGCGGACGGCGACGGCGAUGGUUUUAUCGACCUUCAAGAGUUCAUCAACUUCCACACAAGGGGUGAUACUGCUUCUGGCGCCGGAAGUCCUCAGACGAGCAGUUCCGAAAACGCAACCAGCGGUGAGAGGCUUGCUUUGCAGGCAGCUUUCAACGUAUUCGACGUCGACAGAAACGGCUUCAUCUCCGCGGAGGAGCUUCAGAGGGUUAUGCGCAGCCUCGGCGACAUGAGUACGUCGCUGGUUGAGUGUCGCCACAUGAUCAACAGCGUGGACCAAGACGGCGACAACAUGGUGAACUUCGCCGAGUUUCAGUGCUUGAUGUCCAGUGCAUUUGUCUGCUAACAACACCGAAAACACUUGUCCCAA